Messenger RNA from Daldinia vernicosa, 2047 nucleotides. RefSeq lists its product as uncharacterized. NCBI's taxonomy places the organism in Eukaryota, Fungi, Ascomycota, Sordariomycetes, Xylariales, Hypoxylaceae. Bases 563 to 1588 code for a protein of 341 amino acids. The transcript has a single exon. The record is from RefSeq and is a predicted model, not a curated record.
GCAUUUUGUAUUGUAUUGUACUUUCCCUGUGCUGGUAAAUGCACUGCAGGUGCUUCGCGGUGGCAUGUACAAUACCUACCUCUAUAAGGAGGUACACGCACCUGCACCAACUCAUCUUUUAAUUACUAGCGCGUUUUAAAGUUACCUAUGGCUGCAUACCUGUAGGUACAAUACAAGAGCCUUACGGAACGUACCGUGGGGGCUGUUGUAUAACAGACGACGGCCCCAAAAGAGCCGCUACCUAUGAACAAUGAAAGAAAGUUUACAUGAUUUACGCCAGCAUUUAGAAACCACGACUUAAAUCACGGCAGCGUUCUGGUCGCUUUUGAUCGUGGUCGCACUUCGCGAUAUAGCGGAUACUUGAAUGCUUUGCAAGGGGGGAACGUCCCCUCGCAUUGACUUCUCCUUGACCGGGAGCUACACUAUUAAUCCCCAUGUACAAUACAAUACCAAUACACGUUCGCUUAGCUCAGAUGUAUUUCUUCGCUUGACGAGGCACGAUGGGAAUCGGCACGACGUUCCCUUAUUUUGAAGGACAGCAAAGCCUGGAAUACGAUCUACAAUGGAGAACACACCUCCAGCUCACAUACAAAGCCAGAAUGCGUCAUCGCCCGAUAUAGCAACAGGAGGACGCAAAAGGAGUGGUUCUGGGGGGAGCAUUCUCUCCAAGUUCCCCUUUUUGCGCACAUCGGAUACCAAAGCCGGUCUCAACGAAUCGCGCCAUGCCGAGAAUUCCCAAGACCCUUCUAGUAAACCACCCCGCGCCCUUGCUGCUACUUUUCAACAACAAAAGACUCGCAGGCGCAAAGGAUCGCUUCGGAAAGUUGCCCUGUUAGGUCGCGGCGCGGCGCGAGAAAAGCGGGAGCUCAAGCCUCUUGCUAUCGAUACAUCACAAAACACACAGGCGAUCCCCGACCCAGGUAUCACUCCCAAGCCGCAAAUCAUGGCGGCAGACGAGGGUUUCGGCUUAGGGAUCUCCGACCUAACACCGCGACCAUCUAUGGAUGGCUACGCUACGAGAGACAGCCUCUUGGUGUCUUCACCACAAUCUCCCGAUAACGAAUCGCACCUCACGAGCCCUUCCAUAUCGUAUACUUCUACCACGGACGAAGAUGAUAUCCUUUCAAUACCCAUCCGCGUCCCUUCGCCUCUCCGUCCGGACCUCUCCCCAGUAUCGUCCGGCUCCGACUCCUACUUCCAAAACCGCGCCCCCUCUCUUCAGCGGCGGCGUUCCAUCAAACACGCCAAAUCGCCCUUGUCACUCCAAGGCCUAACGGCCAGUCCGCUUCCCGCAGCGCACGAAAACCACGAUUACAGCGAGACGGAGUGGUGGGGAUGGGUCGUGCUGAUCGUGACGUGGUUCGUGUUUGUGAUAGGCAUGGGUUCCUGCCUAAACGUCUGGAGCUGGGCCUGGGAUGUAGGAACGACGCCGUAUGCACCGCCGGAGCUCGAGGAUGACCCAACGCUACCUAUAGUCGGGUACUACCCGGCGCUGAUUAUAUUGACUUGCAUUAUGGCUUGGGUAUGGGUCGUCGUGGCGUGGAUAGGCAUGAAAUACUUUAGACAUGCUAAAAUAAGUGGCGAUUGACCCUUUGAACGUCAUGUUUUCUCUAAGUGCUUUGCUGAUAAUAUAUUAACAUUAAUCGAGUCAUUGGAAAAUGCAAAGUGAUAGUGAGUUGGGACAUGAAGCACGCUAGGCAAUAGAGAAUAUAUCGGAGACGGGCGAGACAUUGACUUAGAAACAGCAUAUAUGUGAUACAGACUGUGAGAAGCGAUCCAGCUAACACCUCAGCGGGCUCUGUGUUAUAAUUCAACAUUCUGAAGCAGUAAGGGAGCAUACUCUCAUCUACUUUCGCAGCUAGUAUAGGACGAUUUUGUCGGGGGGCCAAACUUCAGAAGUUAGGAGAAAGGAGGCUGCGACCUUUACUUGGGAAGAGUGUAUAUGUACUCUUCGGAGCUCAUAAGACGACAUUUUCUACCGAGCUAUUAUAUACGUUCUUAUUUCAUGGCCGUCAGGCGUCGUAAUCCAUCUCUUGACUUAUCUAGG